GUUUUCAGAUGCAUAUCUCCUUGAAACUUUUAGGUGCUGCCUUGACCGAAGUUUUCAUUGGACUAAUUAUUAUUUAUGUCGGAAAAUUAGAAGACAAAAACGUGAAAAGUGAAGAAGAGGUUACGAAGAGUAGUGUAUCAGUUCAAACUUCCGGUCCUUGUCAAAAGAAAAUUCGAAGCAAAGAGCGGGUAUAUUCGAAGGUUCUUGACCUGUUUUCAAAUAAAACAUCUAUACUGAAGAGGAGAAGGCGGGCGUUAUUAAGGAAAGGAAAGUUAAAGAAAAAUUAUUUAGAAAAAGAGUACAGCGGUAAAAAGAAGCUUCUGUCGGGAGUUUGUCAUCGCCUGGUCAACAUCGGAAUCCAUGUUGAUCACCUCACCCGGCGCAUGCGCGAGAAGGGACUCCUACUGGAGAACCGCCGCCUGCAGAACAAACAAGUGGUGGAGCGAUACGAGGAACUGAAUCAACAGCUUAACUCUUGCCUCAACAGAGUGCUGAAUGACUAGGGACAGAGUGAGGAAGUUCCUUCAGAAAUCCCCACAAUGUGAUGGCGUUCAAAUCAAUUAAGCAGUUUUAAAAGCUUUAAAACUUUCAUGGAAUGAUUGCAAAAUUCUUCAUGACUUUUUUCUUAAAUUGAAAUUUUUGGUGUUAAAUAUAAUUAUGAAUUUCCUUGUAUUUUUUUCUUUUCAAAAAAUGCCAUCAUCAGUGUAUUUAUGACAAAUAUUUGUGAUUUUUUUCUCAGAUAUGGACAGGAACUUCCUUCUCAAUCCUAUAAUUCUCAGAUUUCUGAAGAAAGCUCAAUUAUGCAUAAUUGAUAAGUUAAAUUAAGAUUCGACUUGAUAAGAAUGGGAAUUAUAGUUGUGGCAAUGUUCAACAUUUUAAUUAUAGAGAGUGCAAGACCUCAAGCAGGUAAUAGUUUAUUAAGGUAGGAUUCUUCU
Molecule: messenger RNA, 935 nt
Organism: Saccostrea cuccullata (small rock oyster)
Lineage: Eukaryota; Metazoa; Mollusca; Bivalvia; Ostreida; Ostreidae
Exons: 3
Coding region: 9-503 (164 amino acids)
Source: RefSeq, a predicted model, not a curated record